GGACAAAGGACUGGUGGCUGGGCCUCUUGCCCCAAACGAACCUUGGUUUCACCACUGGGGAAAGAGGCUCCUAGGACCUCUGUGUCCCUAGACGUGGCUUGACCAUGCUCACAACGGAGCCCUAGUCCCUGCCUGGGCGCCAGUGCCCCUUUUCCCUGUUCCCGCUAAAACAGGCCCGUGAAAACUACAACUCCCAGGGCGCCUCGCGCGGGGCUCGGCCUCCGGGAGUCAGGUGGCGCAGGUCAGGUGACCGCGAGUCCGCCCCGAUUAGUCCACCAGGCUGCUAGGAGCUCCGUGCACUCCGAAGCCACGUCUGGCGCGAGCUUUCUGCGUCCGGUGAGAUCGGCUCCUGAGCCCGGGAGACUCUCAGGUGAGCAUCCGAGCGGCCCCAGGGCCUACCCCCAAUUGCCCGAACAGACCCUUGAGACCCAGAGACUGGCCUCGCCUUGGUGGGACAGCCUGCUGCGGGUCAAGCCCCGCCCCGCCGCCCCUGGACUCCGGUGGCCCCGACGACCACUCCACGCCCAGACACCUGGACAGCCUCGGCUUGAAGGGUCGGGGUGUCGGUGCAUGAAGGCGGGGACACCAGCCGGGAUGUCAGGGUAAUGUGGGUGGCUCUCCUCGCUUCUUGCUCCGUUACCUCCUGAAGCUGCGUUGGAGAGUAUGCACGUUGCUUUGGAAAGGCGAGAUGCCCAGAGGACCAUUCCCUGGAGCUCCUGCUGACUUGUCCAGUGCUGGGCUUCUGGGGACUAGGCAGGAGGAGACGCUCCACCCUGCCCUCUUGGGUUCUUAGACUGGAGGACACCUGGGUCCUGCCUUGUGACUUCUUGUUCUGAGAAAUCAGAGAACAUGGUAAAGGAUUUGCUGCUUAUUUUUAUCCUUUUCCCCCUGAGUCUCAUAGAGAAUUGUGAGUCUACUGUCAGCCUCACUGUCCCUCCCAUUGUGAAGCUGGAAAAUGGCAGCUCAACCAAUCUCAGCAUCAGCCUUGGGUAUCCAUUAAAUGCAACCUUAGUGAUCACUUUUGAAAUCACAUUUCGUUCAAAAAAUAUUACUAUCCUUGAUCUCCCUGAUGAGGUUGUAGUGCCUCCUGGAGUGACACAUUCUUCUUUUCAAGUGACAUCUCAAAAUGUUGGACAAGUGACAGUUCAUCUGCAUGGAAAUCAUUCCAAUCAGACCAGCCCAAGGAUACUCUUCUUAGUGAUCCACAGCAGUGCUAUUAGCAUCAUCAACCAGGUGAUUGGCUGGAUCUACUUCGUGGCCUGGUCCAUCUCCUUCUACCCUCAGGUGAUCAAGAACUGGAGACGGAAAAGUGUCAUUGGCCUGAGCUUUGACUUCUUGGCCCUGAACCUGACGGGUUUUGUGGCUUACAGCGUGUUCAACAUUGGCCUCCUGUGGGUGCCCUACAUCCAGGAGGAGUUUCUCCAGAAAUACCCCAAUGGCGUGAACCCUGUAGACAUUAAUGAUGUCUUCUUCAGCCUACAUGCAGUCACUCUCACCCUGAUCGUCAUCCUGCAAUGCUGCCUCUAUGAGCGAGGCAACCAGCGUGUGUCCUGGCCUGCCAUUGGCUUCCUGGUGCUCUCAUGGCUCUUUGCCUUCAUCACCAUGGUGGUGGCUGCAGUUGGAGUGACCACAUGGCUGCAGUUCCUCUUCUGUUUCUCCUAUAUCAAGCUUGCCAUCACGCUGAUCAAGUAUGUUCCACAGGCCUAUAUGAACUUUCACUACAAAAGCACCGAGGGCUGGAGCAUUGGCAGUGUGUUCCUGGACUUCAUUGGAGGCAGCUUCAGCCUCCUCCAGAUGUUCCUCCAGUCCUACAAUAAUGACCAGUGGACACUGAUCUUCGGAGACCCAACCAAAUUUGGACUUGGCAUCUUCUCCAUAUUCUUCGAUGUUAUCUUCUUCGUCCAGCACUUCCUUCUGUACAGAAAGAAACCGGGGCCUCAGGCAGCAUACUCAGAUCCUGACAGCCAUACCAGGCGGAAUGGGACACUAAGCUUGCAGCCGAAGGCCUUGCCUCAAACCAGUGUUUCUGGGAGCAGCUUGAAGAGCUGACUUUGCCGCUGAGAGAGCCAAGGGCACUUUGCUGCCGCCGCUGUGUUCACAGGAACCAGUCAGUCCUUUGGCGAAUGGACUCAAAGGUGCUGGUGCUGGUGGUGGAGGGGCAAGGACUGUGGGACUAGGCUUGGGGUCCUUUCUCUGAAGGCCACAUGCCUGAAACUCGUUCUGCAAAACUCAGCUUCCACAGCUGCAGUAAUGAGUGGCCUGGAACAGGGCCUGAGCAUUGGGGUACCUGCCAGAUAGGUUCUGCCCCGUGUCCUCUCUCUGGAUAUCGGUCUACAAUCACAGAGUUUAAGGAGGGAUGUUUCAGAGAUGGUUUGCCCUUCCCUGCCUUCACUUUCCUAAUGAAUUAGGGCCCUGUCUGAGUACCCUACUACUCCUAACUUAGCACCAGCUUGUGCCUUAGAGGCCUGCCCACUUGCUAAGUGGUGACAGCAGCUCCCCAGGGAGGGGAGGGCAGGUCCCCUUCCCUUGAUUUUCCCCAGAUACCUGAAGACUUCAGAGUUUUGGCCUCAGAGAAACUGAAUUCAGGAGCCCAACCCAGAUCUCACACUUCCUAACUUGCCCCCAGCUGGUGUCUUCCCUGGGACUGAGGGGAGGGAGCUGGAAUGUGCCUUGUAUGACCUGAGUUUGCCAAGCCACUGUUUUUUACAAGUACCUGUGCCUUUUUUUUUUUUGUCUUAAUUGCUUUCUGUGUCCUAUUUGGGCGGGGCCAUAUCCUUAAUUAAAGCUUGGCUUAUUUCCUUUGUGCA
This is a messenger RNA of Perognathus longimembris pacificus (Pacific pocket mouse), 2807 nucleotides long. RefSeq names its product cystinosin, lysosomal cystine transporter (gene Ctns). The coding region runs from base 850 to 2049 and encodes 399 amino acids. Lineage: Eukaryota; Metazoa; Chordata; Mammalia; Rodentia; Heteromyidae. Gene Ontology annotation, cellular component: lysosomal membrane. The transcript has 12 exons. Gene Ontology annotation, molecular function: L-cystine transmembrane transporter activity. Gene Ontology annotation, biological process: L-cystine transport. The record is from RefSeq and is a predicted model, not a curated record.